Messenger RNA from Tetranychus urticae (two-spotted spider mite), 1633 nucleotides. RefSeq lists its product as uncharacterized. Lineage: Eukaryota; Metazoa; Arthropoda; Arachnida; Trombidiformes; Tetranychidae. The record is from RefSeq and is a predicted model, not a curated record.
AAUAUAAUUAUAGAUACAAUUUUUGACCGUUUAAUUUUACAAUUAGUAAUCAAAGCAAUCUUGAGAGCCAGGUUUUUGUUGUUAUAGCCAACCAGAGAUAACCGAUCCUAACUAUCUAGUCUUGAUGGCUUCAAUCUUGUCUGUUAAGUUUUAAACAGUGGGAAUAAACAUGAUUCAAGGUUCGCCUUUAACCCUGUGCUCAUUUGGUUUAAAGUAAAUGCUACUUUCGCUUUAACCAGCACAGCAGUUAACAGUUUAUUAACCAGCUUUAAUGUUAAAUGUUUAAUUACUAAAAGUAUAGUAAAUAGUUUAACUAAAAGUAAAAAAUUAAAACUAUGAUCUAAUCUAUGUUUAGUGUAACUCUUUUGUUUUGGUGACCAAAUUAUGGAAAAUAUUACACCAUUUAUUCAUCUUCAACAGGAUUUUCUCUGCCGUUAUUAUUUCUAUUAUUAUGAUCAAUUCAUUUUCAAUAGUUUCCAAUUUACUCUGACUAUCAAACUAAUCAACAUUUAUUGUUUAAUGUUAACCCUGAUAUCUGUUAUCAACUUUAGCCUGUUCAAAACCCAAUCCAAAUGGAAAUACAAUCCCCAACUGGAUCUACUGAUUCAAAGGAUGCCGAGCAAGAUUUCAAAUUCAUUGUUAGAACUAUUAAACGUCAAUUAACAGCUUCAGAGUGCUUCAUUCAGUUUAUUCAACUAUCAUCAUCUCAUGCGGUGAUUAUGCAAGAAAAUUUACAGGCUGUUCAGUCCAUUUUAUUGCAAAUUAUUCUCAACCUAUUGUCUUCCUUUAAAUUCAAAUUUGUUACCACAGUUGAAUGUAAUGGGUUCGGAAGACGACCUUUAUUCACCGAGAUGGUCCAUCAAAUGGAUAGGUACAAAAUGCAUGAUUACGUCCAUUGGAGCCAAAUUAUUGCUGAGGCUAAAAAAAGUAUGGAUAAAUUUAUAAAUGUAAACAAAGCAAAAUAUGAGGAUUUGGUUCAAUUCAUUCAUUUGACGCUCGACCACAUAGCGAAAAGCAACAUCAAACUUGACUGUGAAUCCUUUGCUAUUUUGUUCAAUACUCAAGUUACAUCCAACAUGCCUCCAGUGAAAGAUUUGGAUUUAACUCCAAUCUUACCUAAACCAGCUCACCUUGUGAAUGCCCAACUACCAAAGCCAAAAAAAGGCCAAAAAUCAGUUGGCCGUUCAUCUACUUCAAGCUGUUCUCACGUGAGAAAACUCAACUUUGAAAUUGAGUAUCAACUUAAACCUAUUGAAGUUACUCCCAUCAAAUCUUACCGCCGACCGGACAAAUAUAAGGCAAUCGUGUCACCGUUUGAAGAAACUCAACCAAUUCCAUUGGAACCCAACUCACCAGCAAACAUGGAUCCCCGAUUAAUUCACAUGUUUAAACGGACUCCAAAACCCAUCGAACCACGAAGAUUUCUCGGACGUAUUACUGUACAUAUUGGAUCAGGAGACGAACCUGAAAUAUCCAGACCUGCUAAAAGACGCCGAGUUGUUUGGGAUUUAUCUUAACCUAACCUUCAAUAGUGUAUUUUCAAUUGAUCUCUUUGUAAUUGUCUUCCUAUCCUGCAUGCAUUUUUUGUACAAACCUAAAUAUUUAUUUUGUAUUAAACAAUUUUCCCUCACUA